AUGGCGGGGUUGCGGGACGAUCAAAUAGAGGAACAGUUAAAACAAUUAUUCGGCUUGGAAAAUCCUGAAGAGUCUGAAGAUAACUAUGAAGAAGAUGAUUUCAGUCGUAACUCCUAUUUACAGCAAUUACUUGAGACAUCAGUAAAUAAUGAGUCUGAACACUCUGUUACACCAUCUAACACUAUUAAUUCUCCAGCUUCAGAAACCCAAGCGGUCGACAAUGCUGAGCCAUCGUGUUCUGAUGUGUCUCCAACGGAAUUUACAAGCCUUUCUCUUCAGUCUACUGUAACAAACUGCAGUAGCGAAGAUGAUGAUGACACUUCCAUAACACGCCGCCAUCACCGAAGCGGAGUAAGAAUUUCGAGCACUUCUGAAUCUGAUUCGGAAUCCAAUCAAGAUGAAGAGGAAUGGAAGAAGGUAAUGUGGAGUACUGAGAGGCCUAAUUCAGAAAGAUUUUCUGACAUUCUAUUAAAGCCGUCAGUAUUUUUUCCUAGCCGUACAAGUCCACUGGCAUACUUUUCCAGAUUUUUUUCUGAUGAUAUUUUAGAAUUAAUAAUGGAACAAACAAAUUUGUAUGCCACACAGCAAAGAACCAAGCAUUGGGAACCAGUGACCGUGAUGGACAUUAGAAUGGUGCUAGGUAUAAUAAUAAUGAUGGGAUUACAUAAUGUUCCUACUUGGGACUUAUACUGGUCCACUGAUCCCUUUUUUCGAGUUGAUGAAAUUGCAUCUGUCAUGACUUGCAAAAAAUUCAAAAAAAUCAUGGAAAAUCUUCAUUUAGCUGACAACUCGAUAAUGCCUAGUAGAAAUGACCCCCAGUAUGAUAAAUUAUAUAAAGUGCGCCCAUUAUUAGAUAUGAUGAAUAAUGCUUGUGAAAGAGAAGCCAGAUCUACGACUAGUCAGUCUAUUGAUGAAGCUAUGAUAAAAUUUAAAGGCACAUCAUCAUUAAAACAGUACAUGCCGCUCAAGCCAAUAAAACGUGGAUUUAAAGUUUGGGUGAGAGCCGAUAGUGCCACUGGUUAUGUAUAUCAGUUUGAAAUUUAUACUGGAAAAAGUAGUGACAACAGUCCCGAGUUGGGCUUAGGUGCUAAUGUAGUGAAAAAAAUUAACCACCCCUCUAAUUGA
Molecule: messenger RNA, 1125 nt
Organism: Parnassius apollo (apollo)
Lineage: Eukaryota; Metazoa; Arthropoda; Insecta; Lepidoptera; Papilionidae
Source: the annotation of a GenBank genome assembly